Cercospora beticola is the source of this 852-nucleotide messenger RNA. Its product is annotated as type 1 glutamine amidotransferase. Lineage: Eukaryota; Fungi; Ascomycota; Dothideomycetes; Mycosphaerellales; Mycosphaerellaceae. Gene Ontology annotation, cellular component: cytosol; nucleus. The record is from RefSeq and is a predicted model, not a curated record.
AUGAUAUCCAAAGCAAGGGAGACCGUCAAGAUGCUCGUUCUGGAAACAGACGAGCCUGAUCCUCGGACUGUGGAAGAGAAAGGCGGUUUCGGCGAAAUCGGCGACAGGUUCUUCACCAAAGCUGGAGACAAUCAUGACCCUCCACUUGGCAUUGAAACGGACACACAUUUCGUUGUCGAGGAUCCAGAAAACGGCCAUCACGGACACGUUCCACUAGCUUCCGAAAUCCCAUCAGACAUCCACGCAAUCUUAAUCACAGGCUCCAUGUACGAUGCACACGGCAACGAUCCCUGGAUCCAGAAACUCCGCGACCUCAUAACAGAACUAUGGCAGAAUCGACCAGAAAUGAAGUUCGCUGGAAUCUGUUUCGGCCAUCAACUCCUCGCUCGAACGCUGGGAGCCAGCGUGGAAGCGACCCCAGGCCAAAAAUGGGAACUGGCUCAUACGACCAUGGACCUCACCUACAUUGGCAAAAAGCUCUUCAAAACCGAUGACAAAGUAUUGGAAGUCCAUCAAAUGCAUCAAGAUCAAGUCACUUCAGUUCCAUCUCAUGAGACCACGAAGUUGCUCAGAAAAGGACAGAAUGUACAUGUCUGGGCUUCGACAGAGCAUACGAAGAUUCAAGGGCUGUAUAUUCGAGAUCGAUUGUUUUCUAGUCAGGGGCAUUUGGGUUUGGAUGCGAAGAUGGUGAAGCGACAAGUCGAGUUGAGGAUCAAGUCUGGUGCGAUCAAGGAUAAGGAUCGAAGGGAGGUGGAGUAUGCGAAUGAGACUGCGCAUUUGGAGCACGAUGGAGAGGUCGUUGCGGCGGCGAUUUUGAGAUUCUUUCAUGGUGAUGAUCAUGAUAUUGACUAG